Molecule: messenger RNA, 255 nt
Organism: Racocetra fulgida
Lineage: Eukaryota; Fungi; Glomeromycota; Glomeromycetes; Diversisporales; Gigasporaceae
Source: the annotation of a GenBank genome assembly
AUGACAAGUAACAAAGCUAAUAAUGAGGUCAAAGAUACUGAAGCCAAAAGUGUUGAAUUCGAAGAUGUUGAAAUGGAAAGUGUUAAACUCGAAAGUGCUAAAAUCGAAAGUGUUGAAAACGAAGACAUUGAAAAUGAAAGCGUUGAAAAUGAAGGCGUUGAAAAUGAAGGUGUUGAAAAUGAAGGUGUUGAAAAUGAAGGCAUUGAAAUCAAAGGUGUUAAAAUUGAAGGAAUGGAAACUGAGGGCACUGAAGAA